Molecule: messenger RNA, 2127 nt
Organism: Somion occarium
Lineage: Eukaryota; Fungi; Basidiomycota; Agaricomycetes; Polyporales; Cerrenaceae
Source: the annotation of a GenBank genome assembly
GAUUUGACUCUGUUGCGCUCAUCAUCUUCACUCUUCCACAGCUGCCCCUCUUUUCUAACGAUAUAGGAUCCUGAUUUCUGUCUGAUCUUUGCUUCUCUGUUGGCUUUUGUUAUCUUUUCGUUGUCUUGGUAGCCUAUUGUGACGCAAAUGGCAAUGGACCCACUAUCGCUGGGGAGUGAAUCGCCUCCUGCGAGGCAGUCAAUGUUUGGAAGUUUCCUGCGCGGCCGUCCACGAGGCACUUCUCAAUCUCAUCCUUCACCUCCUCCCGACAUCGCCAACAACAACACUAACAGUCGAGACUCCCCUUCGCCAUCGGGCUUCCAUCCCCCAGCCCUGACAGAUUCCAACGCAGGCCAUAGACGCCGCCCCGCUGCUUCCAUCUCGCCACAUUUACAGGCCUCUCAUUCCACCAACAACGCCACGGCCUCUGUUGCAGGUCCUUUUUCUCACAUGUUACGACGGAGACGUUCAGCUGGCGCACUCGCCUCAACUGCCACUCCACAGGUCCCAGCUGUAGCCGUCGCAAGAACCACCGUGGGUACCUCGUCAACCAACGUCAAUGGCAACCAGCACCCUAUACCUCUUGUCAAUGGAUCGGUGGUCUCUCAUCGUAUUCGACUUGUUCCCCACCUUGACUCACGUCGUUCCUUGCGUUUCGACCCGAUUUGUCGAGAUGUGCGCGAGGGCGACGCCCCUUUGCGUAUAGGUCGGUUCACGGACCGUUCCGGUAUGGGGCUUGCUGCAGCCAAUGCCAAUGGGUCAAAUAAACUUGCUUUCAAGAGCAAGGUCGUUAGCCGUGCGCAUGCGGAGAUCUGGGUCGAGUCUGGGGGGAAGUUCUUCAUAAAGGACACAAAGUCGAGCAGUGGUACAUUCCUGAACCACGUCAGGUUGUCCGCUGCCAAUUCGGAGAGUCGUCCGAAUGAGUUGAAAGAUGGCGAUUUGUUGCAGUUGGGUGUGGAUUACCAGGGCGGAACCGAGGAUAUUUACAAGUGCGUCAAAAUCAAGAUAGAGGUGAAUAGGGAGUGGCAAGCCCAAAACAAUCCUUUCAAUGCGAACGCCUUGAAACAACUGAAAGCCAUUGCUAUCGCAGCAAACCCUACCGGUAACCCAAAGAAGACGGUGUCGGCCAAAUCUGCACUGCCAGAUUGCUGCAUCUGUUUAUUCGCCGAGACUAUCAAUCAGGCCCUAUUUAUUGCGCCAUGCUCGCACACCUUUCACUACAAAUGCAUUCGACCGUUACUCGAGACACACCACCCCGCCUUCUCUUGUCCCCUCUGCCGGACAUUUGCCAAUCUAGAGGAUGACGUCGAAGUUGAAGUCAUCGAGCAAGAAAGCUUGCUCGAAGCCGCGUCCGUGAUUGCUGCACUCAAUGAGGAAAACGCACGCUCUGCAGUGGACCGCGUGGAUCCUGGCGCAGAGACAGAGGUUGAAGCAGAACCAGGCAGAGCACCUCGAAGACGUUCUGUAGUCCCACCUCUUCCGAACAAUGUGGUCGACCUUACCGAGGACCGAGAUGCGGAAAUGGUGGAUCUGGCGUUACCGUCGCUGCCAGAGAAUGAGCCUGAUAUGAUGGGUCAGGAUGACGACUUGGAUGUGGACAAUGACAGUGUGGAAUACGUUCCUCCGGCGGCAUCAUCGGCGGCUGCGGCUCCUGCGAAUCGAUCGGCGGAGUACCUUUCUGAGGGUGAGGGCAGUGGUGUUGGUAUGCAUGAUGCUGAGGGGGGUUCGAGUGAGGGAAGUGGACGAGGUUCUGCAGAAGUUAUAAACGGCAAGAGGAAGCGGUGACGGCAUUAUAAUAAACGGACUUUCUCGUCUUUUUCAAUCUCGACUCGGAUUUGUUUGCUCAUCUUCUGGUGCCUUUUACUACACACAGGUUGGUUCCUAGAAACCUUGUUGUCAUGACUGUACCAUAUCUCCACAACUUCUCGACUGUCUGUUCUUUCACUUUCUUCAGCUGUUUCUCAUCAUUUUCUUUUGUCAUUUAUACUGUAAUGCUUGUAAUUUUUCUCCUUCGAAUCGGAUACGAUUAAGUAUUUUUGUUGUUGUACGUUCCAUACCAGACCGUUCUGGUGCAAAGAGGGAUCGAACCCAGAGCCGAACGCAAUAACAGGGCUCUGAUUGGCGGAG